AUGGCCAGGCUUUAUGACGCAUAUGACCUUGCCCGACAGAUCUAUGCCACCGUGCUCCCUUUCAUUCCAGAAUCCUUCAUCUACAGUCUCAAACACUUAUACGCCCAAUGUUCUCACUUAUUUUACGUGCUCAUUACAUCCCCAUCCAACUUGCAGAAUGAGGUACCGGCCAUCUUGUCCACCCUUGCCCUUGCCAUCUCCCUCUACUGGACCAUUACUUCCACGAUUCGUGCGACGCAAACGGCUUUCAGAGUUACCUUUUUUUUCCUGAAGUACGGGACGAUAGUUGCUACGCUUCUGGCUGUAUUGGGAACGAUAUAUCCUCAGGGUCAAGGCGUAGAGGUCCUUGUGAAUAAUUCUAUUCUCAACAACUUGCCGCGAGCCAUCGUCUCGGGCUGGUAUGCGUUGACGCGGACAGGCGAGGUCCAAAAAGCCAAUGCUUAUCGACAAUCGAAAAGCUCGCGCUCCCAACGAACUUCGCGUGCUGACCGACGGAAACCAUGGGAGAGGUUUGAUUCGGGUCCUUCAUCGGAUAAGCGCUCAAAGACCAACAAAGCUACGUUGCGCAAACACGAAGGCUUUGAGCGACCCCACUCGGACCGUUCAACACACGAAAAUCGUCGGCGGUUACAGAAAACAGACGAGGAAUUGUCGAUCACCAGUAGACUCAUCGGCUCGGUGUUGCGGAGGACGCAGGGAAACGAGGACAUCUUUGAUUGGACAGACCUCGGAAUGGGGCUUUCGGAGUCAUCUGGGAAAUUAUGGGAUGAGUUUAAAACUGCUUUCCUGGGCGCUGCACGUAAAGGCCUCGAUGACGACGAAGAGAACAUAUCUAAUGUUCGAUGA
Cantharellus anzutake is the source of this 846-nucleotide messenger RNA. RefSeq lists its product as uncharacterized. The transcript has a single exon. Bases 1 to 846 code for a protein of 281 amino acids. Lineage: Eukaryota; Fungi; Basidiomycota; Agaricomycetes; Cantharellales; Hydnaceae. The record is from RefSeq and is a predicted model, not a curated record.